AUGUUCCAGUAUAUUAUAGUAGGUUAUGGUAGGUUAUGGUUGCCGAGAUGUCGAGUGACCCUAAACCCUAAACCGCUUGCUAUUCUCUUGAAGAGCCUCAUUGUCCUCAUCCCGGCUUUACCUACUAGGUAUUCGACUGUAGCAAGGAGGAAAAGGGCCCUCCACAAAAAAACAAACCGCUUGCAGGAGGCUGUCGUAUUGCCGCUGCCCACGAUUGAAAUCCAGUCAGAGCCGAUCUCUCCGACGAGCGAAGUGCCUGCAUCCAGCGAAGCUGCGACAUCAGAGGAUCUGGAGGGCCUCUUGUCUGCAACCCGUGAGUUUGUCGCAGAGCGGAUGACCGCCACAGCAAAUGCUACAGUGGGCAUGGCGUGGAUACCAGCGAAUGUCAUCCCAGAACAGCCUGGCAUGCUGGAGGAGGCCUCUGCCGCAGAAGGGCCAGAAGUGGCGGAGGGUGAGUCCCAUGCGGACAGAGGUGAAGAGGAUGCCGAUGCUAAGUCAUUCCUCAGUGCUUCUUUCGACCUCGGAGUUCAUGUUCUUCGCCUUCCUGCCUUCGUGGCACCCAGUGCUGACAUCUUCGAGCCUGAUGAUGACGAGCUGAUUGCAGAGCUGGAGGAGGGCGAGGAGAUCGAGCUUGUGGAGAUCGUUGGCUUUCCCGAAGAGGGACGGGUGCGUGGGAAGCUGAAGUCUCCGGAAGGUUGGAUCACUUUGCGGAACUCGGCCACGGGCGCAAACUGGAUCGCCGUUUAUUCGGAAGCUCGGAUCAGUGACCACGUGUCCCAGGAGGGCGGCCAGGUGUCGGAGGGCAAGUCGGAGGCAUCAGUUUCAGAGCAGGAUCCUACAGCGCCGUAUAAAAAGGGAGUCUACAUUCUCGUACGUGCCGCGUAUGUGGCACCCGAUGCCGACAACUUCGCGCCCGAUGAUGACGAGCUGGUUGCAAGGGUGGAGGAGGGUGAAGAAGUCGAAGUCGUAGAGGUGGUCGACUUUGUCGAGGAGGACAGAGUGCGUGGCAGAAUCCUCGAGCCAGGUGGUUGGAUUACCCUCCUGAACAGGAUCACAGGCACGGAGUGGAUUAUGCCGAAGGAGCCUGGAGACCAUCGCCUCCGAGGCGACAGAGACGAGUCCUCUGAAGAGGAAGGCGACAGACCGUCCAGGCAAGACGGGAAGGAAGAAGUGGACACGAACCCGGUCGACAGGAUGAACUUGGAGGACAGCUGUCUUCAAUUCGAAGAGUUUCUGCCACUGGACUUCGGUCACCGGAAGGCAUCCGAAUUGGAGCAGGAGGAGCCCUACGAAGCGGGCAUUUACCUCCUGGUGCGGUCUGCAUUUGUGGCGUACGAUGCCGACAACUUUACGCCAGACGACGACGAGCUUGUUGCAGAGCUGGAGGAGGGUGAAGAAGUCGAGGUUGUAGAGGUCAUCGAUUUUGUCGAGGACGACCGAGUGCGGGGCAGGCUCCAUGAUCCAGAUGGGUGGAUUACGCUCAUGAACCGAGCGACCGGUGCCAAAUGGGUCGCCCUGAAGGAGUCCGACAACGACUUUCGAGGUGCUUCAAAGACCGCCACCUCAGAACCAGGUGAGCAAGAAGAGGCUUCCCACUCCGAGGACCAGGAUGGCGAUGAAUCGUCAAGGCACCAAAGAGUGGUCGAGGAGGCAGAUGAGAGACCCACCGAGAUGAAGUGGACUUCUCCAGAGGAUUCCGCGAGCAUCGAUGCAGAGGCAGAAGGCGGGCGGAAGCCAUCAAGCGCAGGGGAGGAGGCGGAGGAUCCGCCAGUGCCCUUCGAAAUUGGAUCCUACGUUCUCUUGCGAACUGCAUUCGUGGCACUGGAUGCCGACAACUUCUCGCCUGACGACGAGGAGCUUGUUGCAGAGCUUGAAGAGGGCGAAGAAGUAGAAGUUGUGGAAGUGGUGGACUUUGUCAAGGAGGAGAGAGUGCGGGGCAGGCUCCGCGACUUCGACGGAUGGAUUACCCUCCUGAAUAGAGCCACGGGCACCGAAUGGGUUGCGCCGGCAACCAAGGCGAGCAAGGAUUCGGUGGACAACGAUGCCCGAGGCGCAGGCGACCGGGAGGCAUCACGCUCGCAGGAGGAGGAUCCGCCAGUGCACUUCAAAACGGGAUCCUACGUACUUCUGCGACCGACGUUCGUGGCACUUGAUGCCGACGACUUCUCGCCGGACGACGCGGAUCUUGUUGCGAAGCUGGAGGAGGGCAUGGAAGUAGAAGUUGUGGAAGUGGUGGACUUUGUCAAGGAGGAGAGAGUGCGGGGCAGGCUCCGCGACUUCGACGGAUGGAUUACCCUCCUGAAUAGAGCCACGGGCACCGAAUGGGUUGCGCCGGCAACCCAGGAGUCGGUGGAUGACGGCGCCCAAGGUGAGUCCCAGAGAGAUGCUUCCUCUGACGUUGAAGCUGCCAGUGAGCAUUCGAGGCCAGCCACAGUCGUCGACGAUGGCGUGGAUGCGCCCCCCGGCUCCGACAUGAAGGAAGACUCCCGGGAGGAGGACGAUGCAAGUGUCGAUGCAGAUGCAGCAGGCACAGACGACCGGGAGGCGUCACACUCCGAGGAGGAGGAGGAGCAGCAGCAGGAGGAUUCGUCCGUGCGCUUUAAAACGGGAUCCUACGUUCUUCUGCGACCCGCGUUUGUGGCACUUCAUGCGGACGACUUCUCGCCGGACGACGACGAGCUUGUUGCAGAGCUGGAGGAGGGCAUGGAAGUAGAAGUUGUGGAAGUGGUGGACUUUGUCAAGGAGGAGAGAGUGCGGGGCAGGCUCCGCGACUUCGACGGAUGGAUUACCCUCCUGAAUAGAGCCACAGGCACCGAAUGGGUCGCCCCGACAACCAACUUGCCUCCAAGCAAGGAUUCGGUGGACAACGAUCCCCGAGGCGAGGAGGGCUCGGAGCCGGAAGCAGAGAUCGCCCAGGAGCCCUCCAUUGAGCCCGAAGAGCCGGAUGAGCCUACUCAGGGCUCGCCAACCAUGCUGCCCGGUCUCUACAUCCUCCUGCGGCCUGCCUUCGUGUCGCCAGAGGCCAAGAUCUUCGCGCCCGAGGAUGACGAGCUCAUUGCGGAGCUCGAGGAGGGUCAGGAGAUCGAAGUGACAGAGAUCAUCGACUUUGAGUCGGAGAAGCGUGUGCGCGGCAAGCUAAAGGAUCCAGAUGGCUGGAUUACGCUGAUGAGCAAGGCGACUGGAGCAAAGUGGGUGGCUGCCAAGGUUCUUCCCGAGGAUGCUGAAUACACAGGUGAUGGGGAAGCUUCGGAGCCUGGGGAAGAUCGAACGCCGCUCAGCAGACGGGUUUCCUUCCACGAGGCAGACGAGGGGGAGUCAGAGCCGGCGAGUGGGGACUCCGACCCGGAGCGCGAAGGUGACGUGGAGCCUGAGGAAGCAGCCGGCAUUGAGCCUGCCGAGCCUGGGCCUAAGGGACGGCGCAAGCUCUUCGACGUGGGCCUCUACGUUCUCCGGCGCCCUGCCUUCGUGUCCCCGAGGGCCGAGCUGUUCGAGCCGGAUGACGACGAGCUCGUCGCAGAGCUCGAGGAGGGCGAGGAGAUCGAAAUAGUGGAGGUCGUUGACUUCCGAAAUUUGGGGCGAGUGCGUGGAAAACUGAAGUCGCCGGAAGGGUGGAUCACCUUGAGGAACUCUGCAACCGGGAUCAAAUGGGUCGCUCCGAAGGAGGAAAGCGCAAGUGACCAGCAGGCGCAGGACUUGGACCAGGAUCCGCCGCCUUACCCGAAGGGGUUCUACGUUCUUAUGCGAUCUGCAUACGUUGCAUACGAUGCCGACAACUUUGCGCCUGACGACGACGAGCUUGUUGCAGAGCUGGAAGAGGGUGACGAAGUAGAGAUUGUGGAGGUAGUCGACUUCGUCGAAGAGGAGAGGGUGCGCGGCAGGCUCUACGAUCCAGAUGGGUGGAUUACCUUGCUGAACAGAGCCACCGGAGCUGAGUGGGUGACCCCGAAGGUAGAGGUGGAUGCUGGCAGCCGAGGUGAAUCUGACGAUGACUACUCCUAUUCGGAAGAUGAGGACGGAAAUCCGCGGCCCAGGCGGCAGAGGAUGGCCUAUGACGUGGGAGAGCAUCUUGAGAGCAAGUUCACUCUGCACUUGAAAAUUCUUGAAGCCCUUGUUUCCGUCUGUGGUCUGCCGGCUGGAGCUGUUCAAACGAUCGUGAAACUGUCUCGAGACCAAUUUAUCGGCAUGUAUGUUACUGGACUUGCGAUGGAGCUAGAUGACGAUGAGGUCGUCGAGGAGCUCGAGGAAGGCGAACUUCCCAGAGUGCAAGCAAGGGCAAAAGGCCAAGAGGUUCGCGCGGUGGAAAUCGUGGAGCUGAAGGACGGUUGGGUGACCUUUGCCAACACUGCGACGGGCGUCCGAAGAGUUGUGGCCAAGGAGGAGUGGCUAGAGACCCGCACCGCCGAGUCCUGGGCUUCUGGCGAUAUCGGUGACGCGGUCGCGUUGUUCCGGAAGAGCUGGGACCCGUUGAGUGCUGAGGAGGAGGAGACAGACUCUGCCUCGGAGUCAGAGCGGUUGGGCUCUGUCAUCUUGUCAAACACCUCGGAGUGGUUUCUCUUUUCCGUUCUGGGAAAUUCCGGAGACAUGAUCCCUUCUUUCGCAGAUGUGGGGACGGUGCACACCGACGGCGAUCUCCUGAGUCGCUCCAACCAGGGAGAGUUGGCACCGACACCGAAGUUCAAGCAGCUCUAUCCUGAGGGCCGGCAGGACUCGAGGAAGACACAGUCGGAAGCAGACGAGCAAACCGAUGAUGAAGCUCCCUCUGAAGAUGAGCCGGAGUAG
Molecule: messenger RNA, 4779 nt
Organism: Symbiodinium sp. CCMP2592
Lineage: Eukaryota; Dinophyceae; Suessiales; Symbiodiniaceae
Source: the annotation of a GenBank genome assembly